AUGACUGAUCCUGCUGUUGAUGCAAACGAGUAUUUACUAGAAUAUCUAGCAAGUAUUGAUAAUCUUUCACCAGAAAUUCAGCAUAUAUUUCAUGAAAUAGAAAAUAAAGACAAAGAAGUAGAAGAUAUCCGGAGGAGGAUGAAGAUUCUACAAAAGAAAUUAUGGAAUAUGAUGGACAGCUUGUCAUCGGAUGAAGACAGCGAGGAUGACGAUGACGAUGACUCGCGAUAUCCAAGUAAAAAAAGAAUGUUGGAUGGCGCGAGCGAGGAUAAAAAAUACACAGAGAGUGAACUCAAACAAAUUAUUCGUGAAGGUUAUGACAGGGCGAUUCUUCUAUCGGAAGAAAAAGUCGAUUUAGUUGGAAAGGCACUCAAUCUGGUUCGACGACAUCUUAAACGUAUGGACGAUGAUUUUGUAGCACUGUUUCCGAAUCAUACACUUCCUAAUUAUACACCUACCACAAUACAUGGAAAUAACAAUGGAGGGUCAGUGUUAAUCAACAGCAACUCUUUAUCCAUCCAUAACCAACCAAAUUUCGAUUUUGAGUCUCUUGCUCGCCGCUCACCGAGUUUUGAAUCCGAGGAUGCACAAUUUUCAUUACCUUUAUUGCCGAAUCCUCAAAAUGGUGGUGGCUUAUCAUCCAAUCAAUUAGCUAGUAUAAGAGGACCAGGUCGUAAAUCAGGGUUGAAUAAUGCUGGGGGUGGUAGGAAAAGAGGAUCAAGAAGUAGAACUCCAAUUAAUAAUCCAAAUGCAAAUAACAACGGUAAUAAUACUAUAGGAGGACGUGGAAUCAAAUUUCGCAUUACAUCGGAGGAUUAUCAAUUUAAUGAUUUUGGCGGAUCUGAAGACAUGACAUUCACCGAAGAAGUUUUAGCGACCUCGAGUUUUACGGCUAUGGCUAUUUCGGAGCCUACUUAUUGUUAUUGUCGUCAAGUCAGUUUUGGCGAGAUGAUUGGGUGUGAUGGGGAGGAUUGCCCAUAUGAGUGGUUCCAUAUCGGUUGUGUGGGAUUAGAGAAAGUGCCGAAAGGAAAAUGGUUUUGCAAUACUUGUGCUCCAAUGAAGCAAACCUUGCCCAGCCAACCGAUGAAAAAACGAAAACGUGGACGACCUGUUGGAUCUACCAAAUCAAAUAUGACAUCAACGGAAGAAUUUCAACACGAGCUGAGUGGACUGAGUAGCUUUGUUAAUCUUGAUGCUGCUGGUACGUCAUCAGUCCAGACUACUGAAGUUUUGCCUGGUGGUGGUGGCUCUAACUCACCAUCAUCAGAUUCUGAAUCAGAUUCUGAAUCGUCGUCGGGUGCAAAUUCACCGGGUAAUCCUGUCGUCCCCGGUGAUCCUACCUUUGUAUGA
This is a messenger RNA of Ambispora gerdemannii, 1350 nucleotides long. The record is from the annotation of a GenBank genome assembly. Lineage: Eukaryota; Fungi; Glomeromycota; Glomeromycetes; Archaeosporales; Ambisporaceae.